AUGGUCCUUAAAAUACCACUGGGACUCAUUGCAUUGCCAGGUCCUGUAGAAGGAGCAGUACGAACGUCCCAGCCCCAGCAGCCGCCCCCCACGCAACAGGCCGUGGCCCGCCGGCCUCCCGGGGGCACCAGCCCUCCCAACGGUGGCCUCCCGGGUCCCCUGGCCUCCUCGGCUCCCCCAGGACCUCCCGCUGCCGCUUCCCCCUGCCUGGGGCCUGCGUCUGCUGCCGGGAGCGGGCUCCGCCGGGGAGCCGAGGGCAUCUUGGCGCCGCAGCCGCCGUCACAGCAGCAGCAACACCAGGAGAGGCCAGGGGCAGCGGCCAUCGGCAGCGCCAGGGGACAAAGCACUGGGAAGGGACCCCCACAGUCACCGGUAUUUGAGGGUGUCUACAAUAAUUCCAGAAUGCUGCAUUUCCUUACAGCUGUUGUGGGCUCCACUUGUGAUGUAAAGGUAAAGAAUGGUACCACCUAUGAAGGUAUCUUCAAGACUCUGAGCUCAAAGUUUGAACUGGCAGUAGACGCUGUGCACCGGAAAGCAUCCGAGCCAGUAGGUGGCCCUCGUCGGGAAGACAUUGUGGACACCAUGGUGUUUAAGCCAAGUGAUGUCAUGCUUGUCCAUUUCCGAAAUGUUGACUUCAAUUAUGCCACUAAAGACAAGUUCACUGAUUCGGCCAUUGCCAUGAACUCGAAGGUGAAUGGGGAACACAAAGAGAAGGUGCUUCAGCGCUGGGAGGGUGGUGACAGCAACAGUGAUGAUUACGACCUCGAUUCUGAUAUGUCCAAUGGAUGGGACCCCAAUGAAAUGUUCAAGUUCAAUGAGGAGAACUAUGGUGUAAAGACCACCUAUGAUAGCAGUCUCUCAUCUUACACGGUGCCCUUAGAGAAGGACAACUCAGAAGAGUUUCGUCAGCGGGAGCUGCGUGCAGCCCAGUUGGCUCGGGAGAUUGAAUCCAGCCCCCAGUACCGCCUGCGGAUUGCCAUGGAGAACGAUGAUGGACGAACUGAAGAGGAGAAGCACAGUGCAGUCCAGCGGCAGGGUUCAGGACGGGAGAGCCCCAGUUUGGUGUCUAGGGAAGGAAAGUAUAUCCCUCUACCCCAACGAGUUCGGGAAGGUCCCCGGGGAGGAGUUCGAUGCAGUAGUUCUCGGGGCGGCCGACCUGGCCUUAGCUCUUUGCCACCCCGUGGCCCUCACCACCUUGACAAUAGCAGCCCUGGCCCAGGUUCUGAGACACGUGGUAUUAAUGGAGGCCCUUCCCGCAUGUCCCCUAAGGCACAGCGGCCUGUGAGAGGUGCCAAGACACUGUCUUCACCUAGCAGUAGGCCUGGAGAAGCUUCUGUUCCGCCGCCUCCUGCAGUGGGACGGAUGUACCCCCCACGCUCUCCCAAGUCGGCUGCCCCUGCCCCAGCCUCAGCCUCCUGUCCUGAGCCUCCCAUUGGCUCGGCAGUACCAACCUCUUCAGCUUCCAUCCCUGUGACGUCAUCAGUUGUGGAUCCUGGAGUAGGUUCCAUUUCCCCAGCUUCUCCAAAGAUCUCACUGGCCCCCACGGAUGUAAAAGAACUCGUGGCCAAGGACCCUGGAAGAACUCUGGAAUCCCAGGAGCUGUCCCGGAUAUCUGGGAAAAUCCCUGGCCUUCAGAAUGAACAGAAACGCUUUCAGCUGGAAGAACUGAGAAAGUUUGGGGCCCAGUUUAAGCUGCAGCCCAGUAGCUCUCCGGAGACCUGCCUGGAUCCUUUUCCUCCUCGGAUCUUAAAGGAGGAGGCCAAAGGGAAGGAGAAGGAAGUUGAUGGUCUAUUGACUUCAGAGCCCAUGGGGUCCCCGAUCUCCAAGACCGAGUCCUUACUGGAUAAGGAGGACAAACCGCCCCUGCCACCAGCAGGAGGCACGGAGGGGCCAGAUCAGCUCCCACCACCUUGCCCAAGCCAAACUGGCAGCCCCCCAGUGGGCCUCAUCAAGGGAGAUGACAAGGAUGAGGGCCCUGUUGCCGAACAAGUGAAGAAGUCCACAUUGAAUCCUAAUGCCAAGGAGUUCAAUCCUGCAAAGCCUCUGCUGUCUGUGAAUAAAUCCACCAGUACCCCAACUUCUCCGGGGCCCCGGACUCAUUCGACUCCCUCCAUCCCGGUGCUUACAGCAGGCCAGAGUGGGCUGUAUAGCCCCCAGUACAUUUCCUACAUACCUCAGAUCCACAUGGGACCAGCUGUUCAGGCACCUCAGAUGUAUCCAUAUCCUGUAUCCAACUCAGUGCCUGGACAGCAGGGCAAGUACCGGGGAGCAAAAGGCUCCCUGCCUCCCCAGCGCUCGGACCAACACCAGCCUGCCUCAGCCCCUCCGAUGAUGCAGGCUGCCGCUGCUGCUGGCCCACCUCUGGUGGCUGCCACCCCUUAUUCUUCCUACAUACCCUACAACCCACAGCAGUUCCCGGGCCAGCCCGCCAUGAUGCAGCCCAUGGCCCACUACCCCUCACAGCCGGUGUUUGCCCCCAUGCUUCAAAGCAACCCACGCAUGCUGACAUCGGGGAGCCAUCCCCAGGCCAUUGUGUCGUCCUCCACCCCCCAGUACCCUUCAGCAGAGCAGCCCACCCCCCAAGCCCUUUAUGCCACUGUUCACCAGUCCUAUCCACACCAUGCCACGCAGCUCCAUGCCCACCAGCCGCAGCCGGCCACCACGCCUACGGGGAGCCAGCCCCAGUCCCAGCAUGCGGCCCCCAGUCCUGUCCAGCACCAGGCAGGGCAGGCCCCACACCUGGGCAGUGGACAGCCACAGCAGAAUCUGUACCACCCAGGGGCCCUGACAGGCACGCCUCCUUCUCUGCCACCGGGACCUUCUGCCCAGUCCCCUCAGAGCAGCUUCCCCCAACCAGCUGCUGUGUAUGCCAUCCAUGCCCACCAGCAGCUGCCCCACGGCUUCACCAACAUGGCCCAUGUUACCCAGGCCCAUGUCCAAACUGGAAUCACAGCAGCCCCGCCCCCUCACCCUGGGGCUCCCCACCCGCCCCAGGUGAUGCUGCUGCACCCACCCCAGAGCCAUGGGGGACCCCCCCAAGGCGCAGUGCCCCAGAGUGGGGUGCCUGCACUCUCAGCUUCCACACCCUCACCCUACCCCUACAUCGGACACCCCCAAGCUCCCCUUCCACCCCCCGGGGAACUGAAGAUUGUCCUGGCCGCGACCUGAGACCUCCAUGAGUGGAGGGAGGAGUGAUCUCUAUGUCUCUUCCCCCAGCAGCUCGGACCAGUCCCAGCU
Myotis davidii is the source of this 3237-nucleotide messenger RNA. RefSeq names its product ataxin 2 like (gene ATXN2L). Gene Ontology annotation, cellular component: cytoplasmic stress granule. Bases 1 to 3168 code for a protein of 1055 amino acids. Lineage: Eukaryota; Metazoa; Chordata; Mammalia; Chiroptera; Vespertilionidae. Gene Ontology annotation, molecular function: RNA binding. Gene Ontology annotation, biological process: cytoplasmic stress granule assembly. The transcript is spliced from 24 exons. The record is from RefSeq and is a predicted model, not a curated record.